Messenger RNA from Durio zibethinus, 2075 nucleotides. The record is from RefSeq and is a predicted model, not a curated record. NCBI's taxonomy places the organism in Eukaryota, Viridiplantae, Streptophyta, Magnoliopsida, Malvales, Malvaceae.
AGAUUUUGAAAUUUGUAGAGAAAAUCCAAUAACCGGAAGGUAUUGUAAAGAGCAAGUCAGAGUCAAAGACCCACUAGCGGCAGUUGGAAUAAUGAACAACAAAUUCAAAGGGAAUACCUGGUCUGGUCAACUCCAUGACAUAAGGAAAUUAAAACCCUGACCAGGCACCACCUGCAUUUUUCACGUUUAAGACCUUAUUUAUACGUGAAAAAAUAAUUUCAUAUCUGUGUCUGUGGGUGUCGGUUAGUUGUUCUUUUUCUUUUCACUUCCAUGCUUGUAUCGUCUCCCUUAUUGUCCCUGCCUUCCUUGUCUGCAAUUUAAGUUUAAGCACAAGCUUCGUCGCCUUCCACAGCCCAAAAAAAAAGGUCAUCUCUCUCUCUCUCUCUGUGUGUGGAUCUGUUUGGCAAUUGGCAUAUCUUUGAUUGUGACUUUUUCUUUUCAAAAGUUUCAGCUACUGUAUAAUUAAAAAAAAAUGGGGGAGUUGUUGGGACUGCUAAAAGUGGUAGUUGUGCAAGGUAAAAGGUUAGUUAUCCGGGAUUUCAAGAGCAGUGAUCCUUAUGUUGUAGUCAAGCUCGAUGAUCAGAUGGCAAAGACUAAGGUUAUCAACAGUUGCCUCAAUCCAGUAUGGAAUGAAGAGCUCACUUUCUCCCUCACUGAUCCUGUUGGAGUUCUACAUUUGGAAGUAUUUGACAAAGACCGUUUCAAGGCUGAUGACAAGAUGGGAAAUGCUUAUCUAAAGCUUCAGCCACUGGUCUCUGCAGCUAGAUUGAGCCAUGUUGUCCGAGUUUCUUCGGGUGAGAUGAAAUUGAGGAAGGUUGUACCUGACAGUGAUAAUUGUCUUGUUAGAGAGAGCUGUAUUAGUUGUAUAAAUGGUGAAGUAGUUCAGAGUGUUUGGUUAAGGCUUUGCGCUGUUGAGUCUGGAGAGAUAGAACUAAAGGUUAGUCUAGUUUCCAGUGUAGAUUAGUAGUACCAGCUUUGUAUUAGAUAAUAAGAUCAUAAAACAUAGGUGGUUUGAAACUAUUUCUGCUGGAAUGGAAGGCCGUUUUUAUAAAUACUUGAUUAUAUUUUUAGCCAAAAUUGGAGUUCAGUAUAUCCUUUCUGAAUGUAAUUUGUAGAAUAAGCGUUUCAGCAAUUGGUUUUAAUAAAAUGGAGAGAAGAGGGUCAAAUGUAAUGUUUUCAAUGGUAAAGGAGUAGUACUACUAAAACUGACAAAAAAGGAAAUUAAAUGAAUGAUUCAAGGAUUCAUCAAAAUUAAUCGUAAAGUAACACUAAAUAUCAUUAUCAGCAAUGUUUCCUAAUCUUUGAUUAUUUCCUUAAGGUCCAUUAAAAUGCCUCGUUGGAUUAUAUCUAAUUGCUUGCUUUUAAUGUGAUAAUUAAUGUGAUGUCAGGGUUCAAGGAAAAUGGUUAUUUGCUGUUCAAAUGUUGCAUGUGUUAUUGUGGGUGGCAUUUAAUUUCAGGUUGGAAGGAUCAGAAGCUGGUAUAGGUUUGGUUGUAUUUAAAGAAGAUGUGUGAGACAAGACAACCGAUUAAUUUAAUUAAGUCGUUCAAAGGUCAUGUGCUCAAUCCUGCUGAUUUGGAGGUUAUGUAAAAGACUAAUUAAUGUUGUUGAUAUUACUGUUCAUGUUUUCGAAUGUUGUUGGAACAGAGAUGAAGUGAUGUAAUUCCUAAAGAAUUAAUACUUCAUAUAAAAUAUAUUAGUAUCUCAAAUUAAUUAGGGAAGAAAUGAGAGCUGCCCAUAUUUGUGAGGCCGGACAACAACUUUCAUUUCAAGGAUCAACAACAACUUUCAAUCAAUAAUAUAUACCAAUAAAAACAAACUGUGGAUUGUAUUUUUGAGGCCGAAGUCUGAGGUUAACAUUUAAUACCUUAAUUUGGUUUUUAAGUUUUAACCGUUCAAAACAUUGGGAAUUCCAAAAUAAUAGACCAAACUGCGCCUCUCAUUUUGGGACUGUUUUCUUUUGUUGUCACCAAACCCCCAGCGUCGUCACCUUCAAGUUCAAGGCUUCCGUUUUCUUUUCCAACAAACAUCAUUUUCGUCUUCAGGGUUGUAUGUUCCCACAUCAGGUUUCCUUUGC